Molecule: messenger RNA, 3605 nt
Organism: Haplochromis burtoni (Burton's mouthbrooder)
Lineage: Eukaryota; Metazoa; Chordata; Actinopteri; Cichliformes; Cichlidae
Product: potassium voltage-gated channel subfamily S member 2
Exons: 10
Coding region: 255-1769 (504 amino acids)
Biological process (GO): regulation of delayed rectifier potassium channel activity; protein homooligomerization; potassium ion transmembrane transport
Cellular component (GO): voltage-gated potassium channel complex; membrane
Molecular function (GO): protein binding; delayed rectifier potassium channel activity
Source: RefSeq, a predicted model, not a curated record
GAAUGUGACGGAAAAAGCCGAAGACCGCCUCCGAGAGAGAAGACGGACCGAUGAGCGCUUCAGAUGGAGGAAAGCUGCGCGCGCACGGCGGACUGUGACAGCCCUGCAGCAGGAGGCUGAAGUUUCCAGCACGAGGAGGUCGCGCGGGUUUUACAAGGUUUCUUGUUUGUUUUCCAGCGAUCACAUCCUUUUCAGAGGUGGAGGAGUGAAAAACUUCAUCAUGGGGUGAAGAUGACAUCACAGCUGAUCUAACCAUGGGGAAGGAGAGUCUGCCCAGCUGGGCUCACCAGGACUCUGACGAGGGUCUCGUCCACGUGAACGUCGGAGGUCUGAAGAGGAGCCUCUGUUCCAGCACGCUGAAGAAAUUCCCAGACACCAGACUGGGAAAGCUGCUGGCAUGUGACUCAGAGGAGGCCAUACUGCAGGUGUGUGAUGACUAUGAUGUGCAGGAGAAGGAGUUUUACUUUGAUAGGAAUCCCGGCCUGUUCCCUUACGUCAUCCACUUCUACCAAACUGGCAAACUUCACAUCAUGGAGGAGCUGUGCGUCUUCUCCUUCAGCCAGGAGAUCGAGUACUGGGGCAUCAAUGAGUUCUUCCUGGACAGUUGCUGUAGUUACCGUUACCACGACCGCAAACUGGAGAGCAGCCGACAUCGUAGCUGGGACGAUGAGAGCGACGCCAGCAGUGUAGACACAUCUGUGGACGAGAUAUCCGACUUAAACAAAGACAUGCAGCACUUCCAGGAAGUGCGUUAUGGGAACAUCAGGAAGUGUUUGUGGUUGACGCUGGAGAACCCGGGAUACUCCAUCCCCAGCAAGCUCUUCAGUCUGCUCUCCAUCGGAGUGGUGCUCACAUCCAUCUCCACCAUGUGUAUCAACAGCAUGCCAGAGUAUCAGACUUUUGAUUCUGAUGGAAAGUUGAUUGAAGAGCCGACCAUGCAGGCGCUGGAGGUGUUCUGCUCCUGCUGGUUCACCUUCGAGGUCGUCACGCGGCUGCUGCUCGCACCAAACAGGAAGAAGUUCUUCCAUCACCCUCUGAACAUUAUUGACAUGGUGUCUGUGGUUCCCAUCUACGUCACUCUGCUCUUUGACAUGACUCUGGGAUCCGAGUCUGAGCUGGGCAACCUGGGACGACUCAUACAGGUGUUCAGGUUAAUGAGGAUCUUCAGAGUGUUAAAGUUGGCGCGACACUCGACAGGCCUGCGAUCACUGGGAGCAACACUGCGGCACAGCUACCGUGAGGUGGGCAUCCUGCUGCUCUACCUGGCCGUGGGAGUGUCCGUCUUCUCGGGUAUCGCCUACACGGCUGAGUAUGAAGAGGAUGUGGGCCUGGACACCAUCCCGGCCUGCUGGUGGUGGGGGACGGUGAGCAUGACCACAGUGGGUUAUGGGGACGUAGUGCCGGUCACGGUGGUCGGGAAGUUGGCGGCAAGCGGCUGCAUCCUGGGUGGCACCCUGGUGGUGGCGCUGCCCAUCACCAUCAUCUUCAACAAGUUCUCCCACUUCUACCGUCGCCAGAAAGCUCUGGAGGCGUCGGUGAGGAACAACAACGGCAAGAAGAUGAGGAUGAGCUGCGAGAAUGUGCCAGAGGAGGAUGAAGAGGACGAGGGGUCAGACGGGGACAGCUGCUGCCUGGACGAUGAUGAUAUUGAUGAUAUUGAAGAGGACGAUAUAGAUUAUGAGGAUGAAGGAGGUGUAAUAAACUAUAGUUAUGUGGAGCAUCCAUCUUACACGUCGAUAACGAGGAAGAAGGAGCCGCAUCAGCUGUGAUGAAGAGCUGAUGAAGAGCUGCUAAAGGCAGGAGAUCAAAGCUGUUCAGAUUCACUUCCUGCCUCAUGCAUGACGUGUUCAUAUGGAAACGAUGACUGCAUUCAUAUUUAAUCUGGCUUUUAUUUAAAACAAGGCAACACAAGAGUGAUCUGUACGCUUCAAGUUUGACCUUUGAACUCAUCGAGCAUAAACAGGAGGACUAAAGUCCAGGAGGGCUGGGAUUUGAUCAGAUUUUGGGGAAUUUAAAGAAAUCAGGAGUUGGAGGGAUCGUGUUGUAAAUUGGUUUUAAUUAUUAGCUUUGGGUUUCCAUGACAAACCUACGUGAUGGACGGUAGUUUGCUAUUAUUCGAGCAUGUGGGCAGCUUCCAGGGUGGAAAUUUGUUCUUUCUGAUAAUGAAGUUUUUAUGUAGCUGUUAAAAAAGAUAAAACACCCAAAACAAUAAAAUUACAUAAGGCGAGAUUAAACACGAAGGUCUGCUCAAGAACCGAAUCAAUUGAGCCUUAACUGAGCUGGACUGAAGAGAAAUAGCAUGCACGUGUAUGAAAUGAAGCAAAUAAAAAGAUUAUGAAAGUCUGAAUUGUUAUUUUGUUCUUGAAGUAAAAUGUAUAAAGAUAACAUUUGAUAAAAAUUAAUUUGAAGCCUCAGUGGAAGCAUUUUUGUAGUUUUCUGCAGGUAGAAUAAGAAAAGUUAAGCUAUGUUUGGGUUAGCAUAAAGACUGGAAAGAUGUAAACGCUAGGGUGACCAACCGUCCUCUUUUCCCUGGACAUGUCCACUUUUCAUGUUCUGUCCUUUUUUUUUUUUUUUGAGAUGGAUGAAAAUGUCCGGGUUUUCCUACAGGCCUACAGAGGACUCAUAUGUGCAACAUCAUCCCCGAAAUGUGGUGUAAGUGGUUGUUCCCCACGCACAGACGGGACAGAGCGCAGAGCGGUGCGCUGAAAAGAUGCCAAAGCGCAAGUGCAUCAAGAAAUUUCUCUUGUACCAUCCCAGUCGGAAUAAAUGGGAGGCGGAGUGCACUGUGUGCAGAGCUGGCACAGACAUUUGUGUGUCUAACAAAGGUGCCAGAGAUCUUGUUGCUCACAUGGACACAGAAAAACUUAAAAAGGCUGCGCGAGGCAAAAAUUCAUCUUGUAAGUUGACUGAGUUCUUUGUUACACCUGGGACAACGAGGGUGCUUGUAUCUGGAGCAGAAGGUGCACUGACAUUUCAUACUAUGAAGCAUCACAAUAGCUACACAUCCAUGGAUUGCACUAGUGUGUUGCCAAAAAAAACAAACAAAAAAAACAUUUCCAGACUUUAACACAGCUAAAAAAGUUCAGCAGUGCCGCACCAAGACUGAAGCUAUUGUCUCUCUUGAAGCUAUGAAAUCCAGUAUGGUGACAUUUCUCAGACUUAAGUAACCAUGGAACAGAGAAAAUAUUCCCAAUUUGACUGGACGAAUGGUGGCGUGCAAACAAAGUUAACUGAGGUUAGAAACGCCAAUUUUUUAAAAUUUAUUUAUUUAUUUUUUUGCACUUGUUGACUUGUAAAAGCCUUUAUGACAUCUUUUAUUUCACCAUUCAUUAACCGCACAGAGAAGGCAUCUUUUAAAUAUGUUAAAAUUUUCUUUAAACAAACAGUAUUAUUAAAAUUCUUCAUAACUGGGCCAAGUGUCCUCUGUUUUGGAAAUCAAAAUAUGGUCACUCUAGUAAAUGCAGUUAGCCCACAUGUGUCAAAAUCAGUGUGACUGACUGACCUACAGCUUUACUGAGUGUAACGAGAGGCCGGUGUGCGCCGUGUCACUGUUAUGUUGCUGAGGGUUGUGUUUUAACCCAAACCGUGAUCUUUAAUAAACCUAA